UUAACACAAGUAGCAUUUAUUGAAAGUAAAGAUAAAAAUUAUACAAAACUGCUUGAUAUUGUGAUUUGUUGGAGUGACAAGUUUUCGAACGAAGAUCUGAGUCACGGGUGAUGACCGGCGCUUUUUGGGAGUGCCCUUUGCUCUGCUGGCCACGGUCGUGAACAGAAGUUUUGUAGUGUGUGGUGUUGUGGCAUCCUGAGUCGGCCUUAAAUGUGCCAUUCCCAACUCAAACGGGCAGGGCACGCAUAUUGUUGUGGUCAAAAUAAGGGAAUUCCGGUUGAACACCGAAAACCCGCUGUUCGCCGAUUUUGUGGACUCACUGCCACGUGCUGAGUUCUGUUACUGAAGAUUUUGGUUGGGCAGUGCUCGGUGGCGAGCUCUGCGCUGUGUCCUGCUUUAGCGGCUGUCGCCGGAUUUUUUCCUCCGUUGAAGGAGGUGUUUGGCACCGGCUAUAAGGUGUUUGGCACCGGCUGUCCCGCAGUGCCAGACGCUUGCUGCGCCCGACGGGUGCGGAGGGGGUUGAGCCGAGUGGUGGAUAAUAGCGCGCUAAUCUUAAGUAUUUUUAAUCUGUACCAACCAAACGGCCCAACGACCCAUCCCUUCCUUUUUUAUCUAGUUUUAUUGUCUCACCCGCAAUAAAUUGUUGUCAAUUUAAAUAUCAUUUUUUUUAUUUUGCUCCGGCAAAAAUUUCUUAUUUACAUGGCGCCCGAACAGGGACGUUGUUGGGUUCGUGGAGGUUCUCCCUGGCACUGGUCUAUUGCUCAGUGACGGAUUGGUUGGUCACCUUAAACUUUUUUUUUGAUGCUGUUGUGAUACUGUGUUGAGUGUGAUCAUGCUGUGUUAGUGUUUAACUAAUAUUAGUUAAAAUUAUUGUAACUUAUUUACUUUUUUUAUGAAAGUUCAUUUUAUAAAGUCAAUAUGAAGGAGGAACGCCCUAUCCGUUUUAAUCUUUUGACUAAAGAGGAACUCAUUUACGAAGUUGUGAUCCGUGAUGCUGUGCCUGAGCGAACUAUAGAGUUGUUGCGUGCUCAGAUUAGACAUUUGGCUCAGGAUAUACCUAGCGAUGAGGUGAGUGAGUUCGAGGGAGAUGCGCUGGCUGAGCUGAAAACUAUUUCCUCCAAAAUAGACGAGCUUGAGGAGCUGUGUAAUAGGAAGCCCCUAUUACUCAAAAAGCUAAAUAGAGUGCAGACUUUAGGAAACCACGUCUUCCAUAGGUUAAGCCGUGUUGAGGCUACGGAGGAAAGUGAUAGGACUUUGUGGGAACGGUUGGAUGAGCGUCUCAUCCCACUUUUAAAACGGAUCGACCGUAUGACGCACACAUUCGUUAGCAGUUAUGAUUUUCAACCUGCUGAGGAGGAAGUUUCUGGGGUCCCUGGUUUGGCUGAGAAUGAGCCAUUAAUGGUCAAACCUGUGAAUUGUUUUGCGUGUGUUCACUCUUUGAAUUUGAGGUUUAACGGGAAAGACAGUGUGCAGGAUUUUAUUGUUAGAAUUGAGGAGUUGUGUCUGUCUCGGAAUAUUUCGAGGGAGAAAUUAUUCAACUCAGCGGUUGAAUUAUUCACCGAUGAGGCUUUAUAUUGGUACCGAGGUACUCGUGACCAACUAAAUAGUUGGGAGUAUUUAAAAGCGUCAUUAUUAGAGGAGUAUUUACCCUACGAUUAUGAUCAUCGUUUGUUGCAGGAGAUUCGUUCAAGGACCCAAGGUCCUGAUGAAUCCAUAAGUAGUUACCUAAGCAUUAUGCAGAAUUACUUUUCGAAGUUGCGUAAACCUUUGGACGAGGAAGAAAAGUUAAGCUUAAUCAAGUUGUCUACGCAUCGUCUCGACUCGCCCUCCUGCUGCCCACAUCACUACGUGCGCCGGAAGCCGGGCACAGCACUACAGCGGUCUGCGCGGGCAGCGGGAGGGGCGGCUCUCGGGAGCCGCCACUUGGACUUCCUUCCGCCCUCCGCGAACGCGCGUCGCGCACCCUUGCAUUUCUUGAUUUCUUGUAAUAACAUGAAGAACUACCAGUAAACACCUAUAAAAUACAGUCCACUCUUUUUAUUGAAGACCCUACGCUACACAAGUUUAACAUUAGGCCAUCCUAUUCCAUCCCCUUGGUCAAUGUUGAUAUAAAAUCGUGGGCUGACUUGAAAAAACAUUGUAGGCAAUUAGAAGCGGCGAGACAGAGGGCGGAAUCCUUCGCUGAACCCCCGCGCAGUGUACAGAAUACUGUCGCCCCUGACCUGGCACAUGGAGGAUGAUGAUGCGUGCCACGCAUCAUCCUCCUCAGCGAAGAAAAAAGGGAAAUCUCGGAUAAAAUCCGAAAGCCCCGUAAUUUUGUG
This is a messenger RNA of Ostrinia furnacalis (Asian corn borer), 2321 nucleotides long. RefSeq lists its product as uncharacterized. NCBI's taxonomy places the organism in Eukaryota, Metazoa, Arthropoda, Insecta, Lepidoptera, Crambidae. Bases 919 to 2010 code for a protein of 363 amino acids. The transcript has 3 exons. The record is from RefSeq and is a predicted model, not a curated record.